Drosophila takahashii is the source of this 460-nucleotide messenger RNA. Its product is annotated as cuticle collagen 19. Lineage: Eukaryota; Metazoa; Arthropoda; Insecta; Diptera; Drosophilidae. The record is from RefSeq and is a predicted model, not a curated record.
AGUGGCUUAGUUAACUGGAGAAAUGCAACCUGUGUACAUCUUGAUUUUAGCCUGCUGCCUUGUCUUAAUGCACGAAGGGCAAGCUGUGGAGAAGCAUGUAUUUCCUGUGGGUCCUCCAAUAAAUCAGAGAAGUCUUCGAGAUGUUAGCGCCUUUGCCAACCCAGGGCAGCCGGGAAGGCCUGGCUCAGGCCGCCCUAGAAGAUGGGGAAAAGCAGGUCAACCAGGAAGUCCAGGAGGAUCUGGAGGAGCAGGUGGAAAUGGAGGGACGGGUGCAGACGGAGGAGCAGGUGGGGCUGGUGGACGAGCAGUAAGAGGAGGAUAUAGGGAAGCAACCUCAUCAGGUCAAAGGCGACCAGAGCCAAGGUCUAACUAUUAUUUGUUUUAAAUAAUAUCAUAAAAUAUACAUUUUGUAGCAUACCUAUUAUUUAAUAAAAGCAAAUAUACACCCAAAAAAAAAAAA